CCCGCCCGCGGCAAGCUCUCUCGCCGCCGCAGACCUCAUCGACCGAGUCUGCGCGGCGCGCCGCCCGCUGGCCGCGCCGCCCGCCCGCCCCUGCUAUGCCCGGGCUGCUGGCCGCCAUGCCGCCUGCCAGCGCAUUGAUGUUCGCGCUGUGUUUCCGCAUUGCGGGCGUCGCCGGGGCGGGGAAGGGCGCCCGUCGAAUGGCCCGCCCCGCGGAGGGCGCGCUACCCCCCGCGCUCACCAAGGGGGGGAUCCUAGCAGCCUAUCGCCACAUGGAGAGUCAAAACCCAUUUCCCGAGGGGGUCGCGCGGCGCGCGGCGCCGCUGAUGUGGGCCAUCGCGACUGCGCUGGGGAAGGCGACGUCGCUGCACCCCUCCUGCGUGCACGUCCACAUCCUGCUCCUCAUUGCGACGACGUUGGGCGCCGCCCAGCUCAAGUGCGGCGGGAUCCUUGCGCGCCACUGCAACCUGCUCAUGCUGCAGCGCGGCGAGCCGGGAGAUGGCAAGUCCAUUGCCUUGUGGCUCGACGUUCAGAUCCUGUCCUACUACGACCAGGUGAGAGAGGCCCGCGCCAAGCGGAGGUACGAUGCCGCUGUCGAGAGGCAUGGGCGAGACCCGGAGACCGAACCCAAGCCAGAAAAGAAGCCAGAGAAGGCGCAAGAGGAUGCCGCGUUCUUGGCGCUGCACGAGGGGAAGACGCGGAUGCCCCAGACGUUCGACAGUAGGCCUGGCGGCGGGAUUGAUGACCUCAACCAAAUCCACGACCACGACCUCUACAAUAAUCACCCCGGUAACAGCCAAAACAGGUUCCGCGUCAGGAGCCCGCGCUUGCGCGGGGCAGUCAUGAUGCGCGUCGAAGAGGAUGAUGACCAGGCGCAGAAACCAGACUCAACAGCGGGCAUGAUGCGCUUCCUCGUGGGCCACUUCAUCGCGGUGGUCAUCAAGAUCUUGCCCGACUUGCCCCCGCCGCAGCUUGCCCGGAUCCUGGAUAGCGACCCGAAUUACUUCAACGAUCUGACCUACGACGACGUCGUGGAAGCGCUGGGGGGGGGGGUCAUGCUGGUCUCGUCUCUUCUGUUCCCGAAGGGCAAGGAGCGCCGUGACGAGAGGGGCUCGAGCGACCGCUUCUCCAGAGCUCGCGGGGCGCACUUCCUGCCCUGGGCCCCAGAAGUCAAGGUGCACUUCCGCGCCGAGUUCAACGAGUCUGCCGAUUUCGCCCGCGGCGAGGCCCGGCCGUCCAAGGGGGAAAACGAGGGCAGUGGAUAUUCCGCCGUCCGGAAGGACAUGACGCGGACGCUCCAGUUCAUCCCGCCGAUCGACGCGGGGGAGAAAGUGGUGGCAUUCCUCCUGAGGAAGGCCGGCAAGAGUGAUAACCAGGUACAGGAGAUGACUGGGGAGGAGAUUGUGGAAUGUUUGGGAAAGCAUGCCCACGCGAACAUCGAUGCCCUCUUGGACGACUUGGACCCGCCCCACAUUCCCCCCGAGGUGACGCGGCCAUCAGCUGACGCCGCCAACUUCCAGAUGACGGCGCGCGCCAAGGAGGUAACCGAAGACUUCAUGGAGGCCCGCGCGCGUUUCGCAUCCAUGCCGCCCCCCACCCUCGCGUCUGCGGAAAGGCUCGUAGGGCAUGAUAUCGUGUCUAAUGUGAACCCCAUGCUGACCUUGCAGCGCAUCGCCAACAAUUGGAACGUCAAAGCCUUCGCGCAGAACCCCUUCACCACCGACGCCGACAUCCCGGCUUUGCAGCUGGAUUACGUCAUUCUGACGCACAUGGGCUUCCUCCUCGUCGUAGACGGUCGCGUCACUGUGGUUGCGUGCGCGGCCGACAGCGAGAGCUUCGUGAGAGCCGCCAACCGCGUGAUGAAGUGGGACCCCAGCGUCGUCCUCCGCGACCUGCGCGAGUUGGUGCCCGAGGGCGCUGCGGGCGCGCGCGAGGAGGGGGGCCAAGGCGUGGCCGAUCAGAUCUGCCCAGGCUUAAAGGACAUGCUCGACGGCAAGCCGGUGGAUCUCGACCAGCUCCGCGCUCUGGAGGCCCCUCUCGUCGCCGAGGUGCGCGGCCAGAGCGUGCCGGCGUCGCAGGUGGGCGCCCCUCCGCCCGCGGGCCCGCCGAGCCAGCUGGGCGCUUCGGCCGCGACAGCGUCGGGGCUCACGCAAGCCGCGCUCCCGGCCGCAGACGAGGCAGCAGCAGGAGCUGGGGGCUCUCGCAAAAGGAUGCGCACUGAGGCCCCGCUGGCGGAGGACAGUUUCGAGGAGGAGCCCGGGCUCAAGAAGAGGAUCCUGGUGUCUAUCCUGAGCAGCGCUCAGAACCCGCACGCGGCUGCCAAUAACAAGUCCUCGUUCACUGGGGCCACCCCAGAGGUCAUCGAGAGCUCCAUGCGCCUGAUGAUUCGGUUUGCCGAUUCCGCUGGCUUCGGAACGCUCCAACGCGGAGGGUCCGCGGUGCAAAUGCACCAGGUGCCUGCCGAGCACAAAGACGCUGUUCACCAGGAGCUCCAAUCACGCUUGGGCCUUACGCCAAAAGGCACAAAGAAGAUGAAGGAUGCAAAUGAUGCUCGGGUGCCGUCGUCGGACUUCGACUUGGCAAACUUCAUGAGCAAGGCCUCCCUUCUGGGGGACAUCUUGAAGAACGCCGCCUGA
Molecule: messenger RNA, 2633 nt
Organism: Prorocentrum cordatum
Lineage: Eukaryota; Dinophyceae; Prorocentrales; Prorocentraceae
Source: the annotation of a GenBank genome assembly